CGCUUUGCGCUAGCUGAUUUCGUCGUCUAUUGUAGUGGUAGCACUGUAUGCCGCACCGACAUUUUAAUAGUCUCCGAGACAUUGCCCAACAUUUGGCAGGACAGUGCACUGUGAACUAUGAGAAUGCACCAUAUGACAUCCUGCUGACGACGUGUGCCUGAAAAAUUAUUUUUCUGUGAUAAAAUGAUGAACUCGUGGGUAUUAAUUUUUUUAAUCGUGAUUGUGGAUCAUGUUCAUUCAGAGGAGGCUGGCGAUAAUAAGGAUAUUGUUAAGGAUAAGAAGGAUAAUUCCUGUUGUGAUGUUUCAAGACGUUUAACAACCUGGCAAGGGUCCUGGGAGAUGUUUCCUACAGUUGGUACCUGGUCCAUACAAACGAAACUCCCCAUGACAACAGACGUGGAAGAAGAAAUUGACCUUGGCAGGCAAGAAAGGGGAAAGUACAAGGUGAAGAAAAAAUUUAAAAAAAUCCUUUUGCCUCUUCUAUUGGCCUACAAGUUGAAAUUUUUCACUCUCAUUCCUGUCCUGAUUGGUGGAUUGGUCCUGUUGACAGGAGCAACAGGAUUGGCAGGAUUUUUCUUCGCGCUAUUUGCUGCCACAAUGGGUGGACAACACUUGAACAAUACUGAUUACCAUGACAUAGAAGCAAGAAAGAAAAAAGACAAAUACCUUCUCACCUUAAUACUAGGAGGUCUAAUAGUAAAAGCGAUAGUUUUUCCAAUCGCUCUAAAAGUAAUGGCUGUAAUGACCAGUUUGGCUGUUUUAUUAAGCCUUAUGAGUCUUAUUAUAUCAUCAAUCGUUGGAUAUAUUAAAGUGGCCCUAAGACAUCAACCACGACCUUUUAAAGUAAUUCAUUUAACUGAUCAUGUAUGGUCCAAGGAUGAAGGCAUAGAUUGGGAUAAUCCUUAUUAUGAACAUGAACCAUAUUAUGAUCAUGAUCACUACUUUGAUUCAAGGGAAAAGUAUUAA
Brassicogethes aeneus is the source of this 966-nucleotide messenger RNA. Lineage: Eukaryota; Metazoa; Arthropoda; Insecta; Coleoptera; Nitidulidae. The record is from the annotation of a GenBank genome assembly.